This is a messenger RNA of Mercurialis annua (annual mercury), 3166 nucleotides long. Its product is annotated as probable glucan 1,3-alpha-glucosidase. The transcript is spliced from 5 exons. The record is from RefSeq and is a predicted model, not a curated record. Lineage: Eukaryota; Viridiplantae; Streptophyta; Magnoliopsida; Malpighiales; Euphorbiaceae. Gene Ontology annotation, molecular function: carbohydrate binding; alpha-glucosidase activity. Bases 115 to 2862 code for a protein of 915 amino acids. Gene Ontology annotation, biological process: N-glycan processing; carbohydrate metabolic process.
UCAAAUUCCUGCAGUCUCAUUGCAUUUGCUACCAGAGAAAACCAGUGAGCUUCACAUCAUAAAAAAUCCAAAAAAAUCUCCAUUUCUAGGGUUUCUUCUGUUCUCUUAACUAACAUGAGAACUCUCCAUUUCUACACUAUUCUCCUCCUUUUUCUCGGCUCCCAAACAGUCUUCUCCUGGAAAAAAGACGAGUUCAGAAACUGCAACCAAACCCCCUUCUGCAAACGCGCCCGCUCUCGUAAGCCCGGCGAGUGUUCCUUACUCGCCAAUGACGUCACCAUCUCAGACGGUGACGUCACCGCCAAGCUCAUUAAAAAUCCUCCAGAUUCAGAUCAAAUCCAGCCGUUGAUUCUCCGCCUCUCGAUUUACCAAGGCGGAAUCGUUAGGCUCAAGAUCGACGAGCCCGACUCAGUAAAAAAACGAUUCCAAGUCCCCGACGUGAUCGUUUCAGAAUUUGAGAGCAAGAAGCUCUGGCUACAGAGGAUUACGUCGGAGAUAAUCGAUGGUGAUGCUACUCCGUCGUCGGUUGUUUACUUGUCGGACGGUUACGAGGUUGUUCUCCGUCAUGAUCCUUUCGAGUUAUAUAUUCGGGAGAAAAACCGUAACGGUAAGCGUUUAAUUUCGUUGAAUUCUCAUCAGUUAUUUGAUUUUGAGCAAUUAGGAGUUAAAAAAGAAGGAGAUGAAUGGGAGGAGUCAUUUAGGAGUCAUACCGACUCGCGGCCGUACGGUCCGCAGUCUAUUAGCUUUGAUGUAUCGUUUUAUGAUGCUGAUAUUGUUACUGGUAUACCGGAGCAUGCUACAAGUCUUGCGUUGAAGCCGACUAGAGGCCCUGGAGUUGAGUUUUCUGAGCCUUAUAGACUGUUUAAUUUGGAUGUGUUUGAGUUUUUGCAUGAUUCCCCUUUCGGACUUUAUGGGUCGAUUCCGUUUAUGAUUGGUCAUGGUAAGAGUGGGAGAAGCUCCGGGUUUUUCUGGUUGAAUGCUGCGGAAAUGCAGAUUGAUGUUCUUGGAGAUGGAUGGGAUGCUGAGUCAGGGAUUUCUCUGCCCUCUAGUCAGGGGAGGAUUGAUACGUUUUGGAUGAGUGAGGCUGGGAUUGUCGAUACGUUUUUCUUUGUAGGUCCUGGUCCUAAGGAUGUUGUGAGUCAGUAUACCAGUGUGACUGGAAAUCCUUCGAUGCCGCAGCUUUUUUCGAUUGCUUAUCAUCAAUGUAGGUGGAAUUAUAGGGAUGAGGAAGACGUUGCGAAUGUGGAUUCUAAAUUUGAUGAACAUGAUAUUCCGUAUGAUGUUCUAUGGCUUGAUAUUGAGCAUACUGAUGGCAAGCGAUACUUUACGUGGGAUUCAGUGUUGUUUCCACAUCCAGAGGAGAUGCAAAAGAAAUUGGCUGCAAAGGGUAGGCACAUGGUGACUAUUGUCGACCCUCAUGUUAAGCGGGAUGAUUCAUUCUUUUUGCAUAAGCAGGCUUCUGAGAAAGGAUACUAUGUGAAAGAUUCAAAAGGGAAUGAUUAUGAUGGAUGGUGUUGGCCUGGUUCAUCUUCCUACUUAGAUAUGGUGAAUCCGGAGAUAAGAUCGUGGUGGGGUGAUAAAUUCUCCUACAAAGAGUACGUUGGUUCGACACCUUCGUUGUAUAUUUGGAAUGAUAUGAAUGAGCCUUCUGUGUUCAAUGGACCAGAGGUGACAAUGCCAAGAGAUGCUUUGCAUUAUGGAGGCGCGGAACACAGGGAGUUGCAUAAUUCCUACGGGCUCUACUUCCACAUGGCAACAGCUGAUGGGCUUCUAAAGCGCGGAGAUGGCAAUGAUCGGCCCUUUGUUUUAUCAAGAGCAUUCUUUGCUGGCAGUCAAAGGCAUGGAGCUGUUUGGACUGGUGACAACACAGCAGAUUGGGAUCACUUGAGGGUCUCAGUUCCAAUGAUUUUGACGCUUAGUAUAACUGGAAUGUCAUUCUCUGGUGCGGAUGUUGGUGGAUUCUUUGGGAAUCCAGAGCCUGAAUUACUAGUUCGCUGGUAUCAACUUGGUGCUUACUAUCCUUUCUUUCGAGCCCAUGCACAUCAAGACACUAAGAGAAGAGAACCUUGGCUGUUUGGGGACCGCAAUAGAGAGCUUAUCAGAGAGGCCAUACAUGUUCGCUAUAUGCUACUUCCUUAUUUCUACACUUUAUUCCGAGAAGCCAAUUCUAGCGGUAUUCCUGUAAUGCGUCCUUUGUGGAUGGAGUUCCCUUCCGAUGAAGCUACUUUCAGCAAUGAUGAAGCUUUCAUGGUUGGAGGCAGUCUUCUAGUACAAGGUGUCUACUCUGAACGAGCUAAGCAUGCAUCUGUCUACUUGCCUGGGAAAGAAUCUUGGUAUGGCCUUCAUACCGGGACUGCAUUCAAGGGAGGUAAAACUCACAAGCUGGACGUUUCAGAAGAUAGUGUUCCUGCUUUCCAAAGGGCUGGAACUAUUAUACCGAGGAAAGAUCGGUAUCGUCGAAGCUCCACUCAAAUGAUCAAUGAUCCUUAUACUCUGGUGGUAGCUCUAAACAGUUCUCAAGCAGCGGAAGGCGAGCUGUACGUUGAUGAUGGUGGGAGUUUUGGAUUUCUGGAAGGAGCAUACGUCCACCGCCGCUUCGUCUUCUCAAACGGAAAGCUUACAUCUAUUAAUUUGGCUCCCAACCGCAACUCUAAAUAUUCUUCAAAAUGUGUCAUUGAAAGAAUUAUACUUCUCGGAUACUCUCCCGGGAAAAAGGAGGCACUCAUAGAACCAGAAAAUCGCAAGGUUGAAAUCGAGCUUGGCCCUCUCAGGUUUCAAGCUGGUGCACCCAGUUCUUCUUUCGCAACCAUCCGCAAACCUAUGGUUCCAAUUGCAGAUGAUUGGACAGUAACAAUUUUGUAAGAAAUCAGAUUUCGGAUCUUAAAGAGGCUUAGAGAUUUUUGCAUGAUCUAUGAGUGAGCAUCACAUCUCGUCGUACGAGUUACCUUAGCUCUACGGGAAAUAUCAUUCUCAGUUCAAGCAGAAUCCGUUUAGGGAGAGGACGGCUUGAAGUCAGUCCCAUUUAGCUCUUUAAAUCACUUUAGAAUUGAAAUCUCAUGCUUCAUUUAGCUUUUCUGACUUCAUGUAAUUUUAGGGUGGUCUUAAAUAUUUUAUAGUAUCACACUUAUUUAUCAAAGGAUAUAAUAAACUGACUCCUUCCAUGUCA